Molecule: messenger RNA, 435 nt
Organism: Spodoptera littoralis (African cotton leafworm)
Lineage: Eukaryota; Metazoa; Arthropoda; Insecta; Lepidoptera; Noctuidae
Source: the annotation of a GenBank genome assembly
AAGAAAAUGCUAAUUUAUCUUAAUAAAAAAUCAUUGAUUACGUUAUAUUUUUCGUUUCUAAGACCUUGCUUGGUACUCGCUCAAGCCAAUAUGUCUUCUGGAAUCGUAGAUGCGGAUAAAUACUCUGUGGCAUAUGUGACAGUACCAAGUGUAGAUGUGGGCAAAACUAUUGGACAUGGUUUAGUGAAGAAUAAGCUGGCUGCCUGCGUCAAUGUGAUACCACAAGUAACUUCUAUAUAUGAAUGGGAAGGAAAAAUUAAUGAAGAUAGUGAGGCUCUGCUGAUGAUUAAAACGAGAACAACACAAGUGGACAAACUGACAGAGUUUGUUCGCACCAACCAUCCUUACUCUGUCUGCGAAGUAAUCUCACUGCCAAUCAAGAAUGGAAACCCUCCAUAUUUGAAAUGGAUUGGAGAUACAGUCCCUGAGAAUUAG